GAAGAUGUGUUUAGUGUAAAGUGUAAAGAAACUUCACUUGAAGUUUUACCAAAACAGAGUUUGAGCACGCACACCAUAAAUAUUUCGAUCAAGAAAAUGCAGUUGUUGUAAGGGCAGUGCGCAUGCAGAUGUUACACUGGUAUUCUGGGUGCAUACCAUCCAAGCAGCUAUUUCUCAAGUUUAUGGCUCCCUCUUAUGUCCAGGGAGUGCCUGACAGAGAGAGAGAGAGAGAGAGAGAGAGAGAGAGAGAGAGAGAGAGAGAGAGAGAGAGAGAGAGAGAGAGGCAGAGGGUGUUUCUUCCCAUGCAUCUCACCCAGGGACAGCUGACUGGCUGGGACCUAAUUGCUCUGAAGUGAGGUCAGCAAGAGGCAUUUAUCUAGGCACAGCGCACAACAACAGGGGAAGAUGCAGAGGGCCAGCCUGCUGGAGUCAGUGAGACGUCCAUGGGAAGAGAUCAACACAGAGAGCUUGUGCCUAGCUAACCAGAAUCAUUGGGAUCACUGCAGUCUUACACUGCAGACCACUAGGGAAACGAAAUACCGCUACUUACAUCUCUGGUCACUCACAGCUAAAGCCCUGAAACAGACAAGAUGAUGUCCGCCGUUGGACUAUGGUCCUCUACGCCAGACAAAAACACAGAGUGAGGAUUACAGAGAGCUCCACAGACCAGUCAGCAGCCACCCUCCAGCCUCUGCUAGGCUCCAGCCACUCCAGCCCGCUCCACCAUCCCACCAGGGGGCCCUGCUGCUGGGAGAGGGACGCGCAGGGUCAGGGGUGAGGGCUCCGAGGUCAGGGGUCAGGGGCCAGGGGUCACGGGGUGCCGAGCAACAGCGCACGGAUCUCUAUUUCACAUUUCAGUAUGUUGUUCAUGAAGUCCCACUGCAGUGCAUUAUAAUGCGCAAAUGGAUGCUCACAUGGAACCUGCCAAAUGUGCUCUCGGGACUGUACGUGCAAAUGAUCUUCCUGGUGGGCAGCGUGUGUGUGGCCUGCAGUGACCGCACUCCGGAGCAACUGGCUGCCAUCAUGAACUGCUCCAAGCACGAGCGUCACACCAGGAACUACGACUACAUGGAGGGUGGAGACGUGCGCAUCCGUCAGCUGUUCAGCCGCACGCAGUGGUUCCUCACCAUCGACGAGUACGGCAACAUCAAUGGGACACAAGACUCCACCAAUUGUUACACUAUCUUGGAGAUCAGGACUGUGUCAGAGGGCGGUGUGCUUGCCAUUAAAGGUGUGAAGAGUCAGUACUAUAUCUCUAUGAACCGGACUGGACUGCUGCAAGGCAAGAAAAUCUACAAUGAAAACUGCAACUUCAAGGAGGUUUUCUUAGAAAACUACUUCAAUGCUUACGCCUCAGCGAAGUGGACAAAAAAUGGCAAAGAGAUGUUCAUAACCCUGUCUCAGAAGGGAAGGCCACUGCGAGGGAAGAGGACCAGGAGGGAGCACAUAGCAUCUCACUUUAUCCCCAGGAUGUGCAAAGCGGAGGAGCAGAGAGUAGACUGACAGGAGAGCUCGCACUGAGGAGGAAGAGGAGGAAGAGGCAGGUGGAAUCCCUUGCUGGGAUUAAAUGACAUUGAGGUGAAUGAGUGAUGGAUCCAUUAACCAUUUCAUCAUAUUAUAUAAGCUGACAAAGAACACUAGGGAAAGUCAAAGAGAAAACUAGAAAUUAUUUACAAACGUCACCCUACUCCAUGUUGUAAAUAGAAAUGGUUUCUUUGGAGGUUCUAAAAUUGCAGUGACAGUGCGCAAUUUACACCCACCAUUCAAAGGAUUUGUAAACCGUUAAAAGUAAACUGUAACCUUGUUUGUGAACAAAAACACAGUUAACAUGCCACCUUUGAAUGAUGGAGUUAUUGUUGUUGCGGCACACCAUUUCUGCAUGUUUAAAUUGUUUGCAAAAAAAGUUGCGAGGUUGAUUCAUAUUUUAGAAUUAAAUGAUCUCCAGCUCAAUGAACAAAGAAAAAUAAUCUAUUAUUUUACCAUGCAUAAUACACAUAUAAAAAUAUUCAAAUAAUUUAAAUAAUUAUUGUUAAUAUGGAGACAGCCCUGUAAUUAUACUCCCACAUUAUAGAUAAAGAAGGUUCAAAGCAGGAGUGAACUGAGAGUGAGUUGGCUUGACCAACGUAAAGGAAGCAAGCUGGCCUUGUCUUGUCACUGCGCAGAUUCUUAAAGCACACACUACAGCAAAGCCACAAACAGCAGAUAAGAGAUUUGUACAACAAAUAUAUUUGUGAAAGGCUGUGCUUAGUCCUUUGGGUUAAAGCUGCUCACUGACUCCAUAUCCAUUUUAAGGUGCGAUCUAACAAUGCAAGAAUAUACCGCUGCUACUGCUGAUGGGAAAAUAUCCGGAUUAAAAUACAGUGUGAAACCCAAUUUUAAUGUGUAUGUUAUGGAUUGAUUUUGUAUUUUGUAUAAGUCAUGAUUAUAUAAAUUGUUAUUGUCGAACUUCAUUCUAUCCUUUAUGUGUUAAUCAAGUAUUUAUAUGAGGAUACAUUUUUUUCUACAAUUUAUUUUAAGACAUUCCAUUGUUCACCCAGUCAUAAUUAAGGCUCGCCAAAUCAUUUCAGCAAAACAUACAAAGGGACUCAUUUAUUCAAUUUAGUUGUAUUCCUUUUCUGAAAUAAAUGAAAGUAAUACUCACAUACUCAUCUCAUUCUCAGCAAAACAUUUUUAAACCACUCUCAACUUUCAUUCAAUACGUCUACAAUAUCUCCAUAUUGGUAUAAUAGUUUGUGUUAUAAUUCAUUGUUGUAAGUUAUUUGUGUUAUUUAUAUAAAAGCCAAGGACGAGAUCUGUU
This is a messenger RNA of Osmerus eperlanus (European smelt), 2797 nucleotides long. It is a transcript of the gene fgf7, whose product is annotated as fibroblast growth factor 7. Gene Ontology annotation, biological process: positive regulation of epithelial cell proliferation; animal organ morphogenesis; fibroblast growth factor receptor signaling pathway. Gene Ontology annotation, cellular component: cytoplasm. Gene Ontology annotation, molecular function: growth factor activity; type 2 fibroblast growth factor receptor binding. The record is from RefSeq and is a predicted model, not a curated record. The transcript is spliced from 4 exons. Bases 895 to 1503 code for a protein of 202 amino acids. Lineage: Eukaryota; Metazoa; Chordata; Actinopteri; Osmeriformes; Osmeridae.